Messenger RNA from Cordyceps fumosorosea ARSEF 2679, 1734 nucleotides. Its product is annotated as FAD-binding, type 2. Gene Ontology annotation, molecular function: FAD binding; oxidoreductase activity. The transcript has a single exon. Lineage: Eukaryota; Fungi; Ascomycota; Sordariomycetes; Hypocreales; Cordycipitaceae. The coding region runs from base 1 to 1734 and encodes 577 amino acids. The record is from RefSeq and is a predicted model, not a curated record.
AUGUUUCGCUCUGCAGUGUCUCUCUGCCUGCUCGCCCUCGCACCCUCGGCACUGUCUCUGCCACAGCAACACCCAUCGAACCGUACCGCGCCACCUUCAUGCCGGUACCUGCCCCAGGACCGUGAGUGGCCGUCGCCUGCGUCAUGGAGCCGGCUCAACACGACCGUCCAGGGCCGCCUGAUCCCCGGCGAGCCCCUGGCGCACGUCUGCCACGGCGCCGACUACGACGAGGUGGCCUGCGCUGACCUCGCCGGCCGCUGGACGGAACAGGCCCCGUACUUCUCCGACCCGGUCAGCGUCAUGUCGCCGUUCUGGGCCAACAACUCGUGCACGCCCUUCACCGGCCCUUCCGCGCCCUGCCUGCUCGGUAACUACGCCUCGUAUGCCAUCAACGUCAGCGGAGCCGCCGACGUCGUCGCCGGCUUGCAAUUCGCCAAGGAGCGCAACGUCCGCGUGCAGGUCAAGAACACCGGGCACGACUAUCUCGGCCGCUCGACCGGCCAGGGCUCGCUCGCGCUAUGGACGCACAACCUCAAGUCCAUCAGCUUCCUCAACUACACCAGCGCGCGGUACACCGGCCCCGCGGUGAAGCUCGGCGCCGGCGUGCAGGCGUUCGAGGCAUACCCGGCGGCCGCGGCGCGCGGCCUGCGGGUCGUCGGCGGGUACUGCCCGACCGUGGGCAUCGCCGGCGGGUACUUCCAGGGCGCCGGGCACGGGCCGCUGCUGGGCACGUACGGCCUCGCGGCGGACAAUACCCUUGAAGUGGAGGUGGUGACGGUGGACGGGAAGCACCUGGUGGCGAGCCCGACGCGCAACGCGGACCUGUUCUGGGCGCUCAACGGCGGCGGCGGCGGCACCUACGGCGUGGUGCUGUCCGUGACCACGCGCGCGCACCGCGACGGGCCCGUCGCCGGCGCCUCGCUCACCGUGAGCGCCGGCAACGACACGGAGGCGUUCUGGGGCGUGGUGGCCGCCUGGCACCGCCACCUGCUCCGCCUGGACGCGCUGCCCGGCUUCACCAGCGUCUACCACAUCUCCGACGCCGUCUUCCAGCUCAGCCAGGUGACCUACGCGGACCGCGGGGCCGACGACGUGCGCGCCGCGCUGGACCCGUUCCUGAAGGAGGUCGCGACGCUCGGGUUCAACUACACGCUGGAGACCAACGCGCAGCCGAGCUACCUCGCGCACUACGAACGGUAUAACCCGAAGCUGCCGUACGGGUCGUACUUCAACAACGAGACCAUCGGCGGGCGCCUGGUCAGCCGCGACGCGGUGCGGCGGAACCUGCCGCAGGUGGUGGCGGCGAUACGGGGAAUCGCGAGCGCGGCGCGCGGGACCUUCGUCAACGGCGUCGCCGGCAACGCCAACCGCGGGCGUGCACCGGGCGAGACCGUCAACGCGGUGCUGCCGGCAUGGCGCGACGCGCUGUACCACCUGAUCAUCGAGGAGGUGUACCCGGGGGACGCGCCGACCGGGCGGCUGGUGGCGGCGCAGGCGGACAUGAACGCGCACCAGGAGCUGCUGCGGACGGCGACGCCGGCGGGCAGCGGCGCGUAUAUAAACGAGGCGACGUUUGAUAAUCCGCAAUGGAAGGAGGACUAUUUCGGGGCGAAUUAUGACAAGCUGCUGCGGGUGAAGAAGAGGUACGACGCGCAGGGCGUUCUUUACGGCCCGGCGUCGGUGGGCAGCGACGCCUGGGUCCGGCGAUCGGACGGAAGGCUGUGCAGAAAGUAG